Molecule: messenger RNA, 1580 nt
Organism: Triticum aestivum (bread wheat)
Lineage: Eukaryota; Viridiplantae; Streptophyta; Magnoliopsida; Poales; Poaceae
Product: protein COFACTOR ASSEMBLY OF COMPLEX C SUBUNIT B CCB4, chloroplastic-like
Exons: 8
Coding region: 1-1173 (390 amino acids)
Biological process (GO): cytochrome b6f complex assembly
Cellular component (GO): chloroplast
Source: RefSeq, a predicted model, not a curated record
AUGACCAUGGGACUCACCCUGACGGCUUCCUCCUCCAUCGACAUGGUUGCCUACUCCGACGUUGAUUGGGCUGGCUGCCCGGACACGCACCGCUCUAUGUCUGGCUAUUGUGUCUACCUCGGGCCUUCGCUCAUAUCAUGGUCGUCCAAGCGGCAGCCCAUAGUCUCUCGCUCGAGUGCCGAGGCGGAAUAUCGGGCAGUGGCUAACACCGUUGCUGACUGCUCUUGGCUCCGUCAGCUUCUCCAGGAGUUGCUUUGUGUGGUCCCCAAGGCCACGAUCGUCUAUUGUGACAACAUCUCCGCCGUCUACCUCUCCGCCAACCCCGUCCACCAUCGUCGUACGGAGCAUAUUCAGCUCGACAUUCACUUCAUACGUGAGCAGGUGGCUCUCAGGAAGACAAGUAGAGGCCGGUCCACCUUGUACCUAUAUAUGUACAUCAUGCACACGAUCAAUGAAUUAUCGAUGCAUGCAAUCCCUUCUUUCCAACUAACACGGAGCAAAGACACGCUCGUCCGCGCCCUCCCCAUCCUCAUCGGUGGCGCGUCACUCCUCGAUGUCCUCCUCAACCGUGUCGUUUCCGGCAUCGCCGCCGUCUCCGACGCCUCCAGUUCGCAGUCGAGGGCCAACAUACUCACCUUGGCGCUCUUUGUAACUGAUAUCCUGGCCGGCCUUGUUUGGCUGUCAAUCCGCCCGAAAACCAUUUCUUCGGUCGCUCCUCGAGGUGUCGAUUGUAAGCGAGUAGAUGAGGAUGUAUCAAGUUCUGCUCUUCGUGAACUACUUUGGACAUGGGAUUCCCCGAUGGUUGCAACUUGUUGCAAAUCAUUGGUUGUUGUGUAUGGAGGUAAUUGCAAACUUCAAAUUGGGGUUGCUGCUGCCUCUCCAGAAGAUGGUAAUGUUGUUGAUGUGGAUGCACAGAAGUUCAUGCAAGGUUCCCUUUACAAGAGUGCCAUGGAAUCCAAGAAACAAUCUUAUCUAGCAAAUCUUGCUUUGUAUCCUGGAAGGACUGAGCUACCAUUUCUGCCAAAUAACACACAGGCCCUAAUAUUGCAGCCAAUUGGUGAUAAAGGAAUUGCAGUUAUUGGUGGUGACACUACAAGGGCGUUCACUAAUCUUGAUCAGGCAUGGAUUGCUAUGAUUGCAGACAAGUUGGAUGCUACAUUGUCAAAGCCUUAAGGUUGCAUUGUUUGUUGGAUAUUCGAUUAAUUGCCAUUUUACUCUGAAGUGGUCAUGCAAUCUUUACCUGAUCCCAGAAUUCAUCAAGGUGAUGUACAGGGCCUGGUAUUGGAAAAAAUUUGAGCAAUUUGAUGGGAUGGCUAGUUUGACAAAAAUUAUGGGAUUGUAAUAUGCCCAAUGGAAAAUAAGGCGCAUGAUCCUAUACUUCUAAAAGUUUCUGCAGUGAAUUGUCAAUGAGGAGCACAUGCCUCAUUUACAGUUCAUUGCCCUCUUCAAUCUGUCAGUUAAUACUUUAGCCCUGAUAUCAGAAAAUGCAAAGCAGGUUGUUGUUGUUAUUAUAGGGGUGGUGCCUAACUUGAUUCCACAUGACUUACUCAAUGAUAGUAUGCUGACUGUUAUCGUAAAAA